AUGAACUCCCACUCGGCCUUCUUUUAUGGGACUUUGAUGGCCCGCCAGGUCCUCUACCGUGUCUGCUAUGGCAAAUCCAAUAUUGCGGACGAUCCAAUCGCAUCUUUACGUGCUGCGAACCUGACCAUCCAGCCGGCGAUCCUCUACGACCACUGCCGACACAAGGUCAGUGGUGCUGAUUAUCCGGGAAUGAUCCCGCAGAAGGGGGAAUCUGUGCGGGGAACGUAUGUAACGGGUCUCACGGAUGCCGACCUCUAUAGGUUGGAUCUCUUCGAAGGCAGCGAAUACCGCCGGGAUAAGGUCAAGGUGGUCCUUUUGGGAGAUGGAAAGGAUAAUGUCGCCGCGGAUGCAGAGAAAGUGGACACUGAGACCUAUAUCUACAUUGCAGGCGAUGAACGUCUCGAGAAAGGAGAAUGGGAUUUCGAUAGUUUUGUGCGGGACAAGAUGCCGGGUCGAUGGGCAUCUGAUUCCAGCGAGGAAUACAAUGGGCUGGAUGACGGUCCUGACACGACUGGAGGACGAGGCAUCAAUACAGACAUGUCAAACAGACUCCAGCAUGACGCUGAGCAUACGGAGACAGAAAAAGACUCUUGA
This is a messenger RNA of Amorphotheca resinae ATCC 22711, 594 nucleotides long. RefSeq lists its product as hypothetical. Lineage: Eukaryota; Fungi; Ascomycota; Leotiomycetes; Helotiales; Amorphothecaceae. The coding region runs from base 1 to 594 and encodes 197 amino acids. The transcript is spliced from 4 exons. The record is from RefSeq and is a predicted model, not a curated record.